Molecule: messenger RNA, 1482 nt
Organism: Trichoderma reesei QM6a
Lineage: Eukaryota; Fungi; Ascomycota; Sordariomycetes; Hypocreales; Hypocreaceae
Exons: 2
Coding region: 1-1482 (493 amino acids)
Source: RefSeq, a predicted model, not a curated record
AUGGCUUCAUCAGCCCACAGCCCGCAGCUCCCAAAGCCAUCUCGGCCGAAACCCGUCUCGGCAGCAGCCCUCGCGAGGAUAGAGAAGCAGCGUCGGGACAUUGUGAAGCGCCUGGGCCCGUGUCCGAGCGGAUGCAGUGAUCUGGACGGCUAUGUCCUCCUUGGCGGACUGGAGCGAGGGAGCGUUGUUGGGAUCAGUGCCGAAGAGGAGGAUGUUGUGGGUGUGACGCUAGGCUUACAGAUAUCCAUAUGCUCCCUCCUAUCCAAGGCCGUCCACAAAGUCCAGAUUGUGACGCCCAAGCCGCCCAGCACCAUUCUCGUGCUGCUCAAGAACGCCAUUGCCGCGGAGCUCAAGGCGCAGGGCGUCACGGCCGCCGAAGACGUUGCGGCGCAGAGGAGGGAUUGCCUGGACAGGAUCAUGCUCUCGCGCGUGUUUGACAUGGAUGGGUUUUGCGAGGUGCUGGCUGAUUUGGAGGAUGGGCUCCCGGAAAGGGGGGUCGAUGGUGAGAAUGUGCGAGCGGUUGAGGAGUCGACUGGGGACAAAGCUCAGGAUAACAAGGACAUUGGUGGUGGUGGUGCUGCUGCUGCUGCUGCUGCUGCUACAAGUGUAGAGCGUGAGCCAGGGCAGCAGCCUCCUGUCGUUGCUGAGAUUCAGGACAGCCAAGACGAGGACGAAUCACUUUCUCCUUUACCAACACCACCUCAGCCCGCCGUUCAAGACGAGAUACAGCAGGAACACACGGUAGAUCAAGCCGAAGCACAGACUACAACCGACAUACCCGGCACCAUCAUCAUCAACAACAACAACACCACUGCCACCGAUGUACCCAAUCACAGAGCGACAACAACAACAACAAACCCCGACAUCAUCAUCGUCACCCACUUCUCCUCCCUCCUCACCAGCUUCUUCACCCAGCGCGACAAGCCCACCGCCCACGCCACCAUCCGCCACCUCUCCGCCCGCCUCCGCCGCCUCUCCAGGACGCUACCCUCGCAUCCUCUCGUGCUCAUCAUCAACUCCACGGACUCUGGUGCGGCCGCUCAUUCCUCUGCCUCCCACGGCCACGAGAUCCCCCCGUCAGAACAGUCUCCCGCGCAUCACAAUAGGAACAACAACAAUCACAAAUCCCCGCCGGCAGUGGCCCCGACGCUCCGCUCGAUUUUCAACCCGGCUACGGCUUCUGGACAACAGGGCUUCUUCAAGCUCAACAAGCCAACCUUUGGCCUCGUCUUUACGCAGCUGCUCGACCUCCACCUUCUCUGCACGCGGGCUCCGCGUCCCCCCCGCAAGGAAACAACUGCGUCGUCGCGUGCGUUGACGGUGGUGGAGGUGCUGCUGGAUGACACUGGCCUGUGGCAAGGCGAAAGGGGUCGUAGGAGGCGGAGGGAGCAGCGCUGGACCGUCGUGGAGUCUUCAUCCGGCCGGAUCGUCGAUGCCGUGGACGGUGAGAGGCUUCGAACGAGCGGAGGGAGGACAAGUUGA